This is a messenger RNA of Cyphomyrmex costatus, 3966 nucleotides long. Its product is annotated as PR domain zinc finger protein 16. The coding region runs from base 1 to 3075 and encodes 1024 amino acids. Gene Ontology annotation, biological process: regulation of gene expression. Gene Ontology annotation, cellular component: nucleus. The record is from RefSeq and is a predicted model, not a curated record. The transcript has 9 exons. NCBI's taxonomy places the organism in Eukaryota, Metazoa, Arthropoda, Insecta, Hymenoptera, Formicidae. Gene Ontology annotation, molecular function: protein binding.
AUGAACGGUCUCGAUCUGUCCCGGUCCGUCGUGGAUUGCAAGAUGAAUGGAAGCAGCGACGAAGGCGAGUCGACGUCGGGCGUGACUGGCGGGGGUGGCGGCAGCGAGAACGCAGAAAUGGAGGAGAACGGAUCGACACGCACGAGCAGCAACAGCAGCAGCAACAAUCCCGUUUACAGAGAUCCGAAACUACUUCAGGCCGGUGAAGUUCCGCAGGAGUAUAAUCCAUCGCGGACUACCUAUCAGCAGCGCGGAUACUCGCCGGGGAUAGACCGACAACGGAACUAUGAGAAGGAGCAGCUUCAACCGUCACCAUCUUCUAGGGAGGAAGAGAGAAAAUCGUCCUGGGAUUACGAGAAGAACAGAAAAGAAUACUCGAGGUCGCGGGAUUAUAGCAAUGAAUAUCAGGAUGCGAUAAAACAGGAGCCUAAGGAUCAUUCGAGUCGCGAAUGGGUGUCUCCCGUUCCGGAGGUCGAGGUCGGUGGUUCGGCUCCCGGGGGUCCGUACGUUCGUGCACGCAAAGACAUCCCUCGUGGCGCGAGAUUCGGUCCAUUCCUCGGCAAAUGGGCGAGCGAGCCUUUCAACCCCCGUUACGCGUGGGAGGUUCGCAUAGCGGGCAGUGGAGUAAGAGGCUGGUUGGAUGCAUCUCACGAAACGAACAAUUGGCUAAAAUACAUACGAAGUACGGCUAGCUCACACGCAGUGAAUAUGCGUCACGUACUUAUCGGUGGUCAGAUGGUGUAUGAGGCUGUUCGCGACAUCGCAGUGGGUGAAGAACUUCUUCUGGGCCUUCGGGAACCGCUUCAGCUGCAGGACAUGUUGGGUGAGAAUACAACCGAGGACAGAAGCGAUCGAGAAACUGCCUCUCAGCACAGUGGAACUGUCGAUGAGGACAAAGAAGACGAAGAGGAAGGAGAAACGAGGUGUACUGUCUGUGACAAGCCAUUCCAAGAUAUCGAAUUAUUGGAUAGCCACCUGGUGACUUGUCACAGAUACCCAGCGGAACAGCACCGUUGCGACAGCUGUCCUCGCGCUUACGCUUGGCGGCCGCUUCUGGUGCGGCAUCGUGCUAUCGUUCACGGUGAUCUCAGGAACUAUCCCUGCGAGAAUUGUCCGAAGUCGAACAUUCGGCAGGUCUUCACGGACCCAUCAAACCUACAACGUCAUAUCAGAACGCAUCACGUGGGAGCGAGGAGCCACGCUUGCACGGAGUGCGGCAAGACCUUUGCGACUAGUUCCGGCCUGAAGCAGCACACUCACAUUCACAGCAGCGUGAAACCCUUUCAGUGCGAGGUCUGUUUUAAGGCGUACACGCAGUUUUCCAAUUUAUGCCGACACAAACGCAUGCAUGCUGACUGUCGCAUGCAGAUCAAGUGUGGUAAAUGCGGACAGUCCUUCAGCACGGUAACAUCAUUAUCGAAACAUAAGCGAUUUUGUGAUUCCACGACUCCAACCGGUCCACCUGGAACCAUGCCUCAAUUACCGACGCCAGCAACAAGCCCUUUUCUGGUGUACCCACGGCCUCCCGUAAGCUUACCAGGUGGUUUACCUUUUUAUCCGCCUAGUCUGAUGGGUCCCUAUCCAGGAAUUUUCCCAAAUGCUCCGAAUUUUUUAAACACACCUCUACUUUUUCCGCCGAAAAUUGAAGAGGCCGAAAAGAGAAGCGACAGUCCCAAGAAGGAACGUUUUACUCCACCGAGAAUAUUGUCGCAACACAAUAAGGUCUCUCCUUCCACUGCGGAGGAAGCCACUUCUACGUUUAGGCCAUCUCCGGCUAGACCUCCGGUUCAACCGACGCCGGAGAGUGACGAUGAUCUAUCAAAGAGAAAAGAAGCUGCUAGAAAUAAUGAACGAAAAAUAGAAACCGAAAGCACCUCGAAGGAGGAGACGACCGAGCAACCAUUGGAUUUAAGGGUACAGACUAAGAAGCAAGCGAUGCAGGAAACGCCCGCACCUCCCGAUCCUCCGAAACCGGAAGAGGAUACCGUUGCGCCACCGUUGAUGGAGCUCGAGUCUAAAGACGUUCAAGGAAGUAGUCCGCACUUGAGGACUAGCUUGCCAAUCGAACAACCACCGACCAACACACCGCCUCACAUGGCUUAUCCUAGACCGAUACAUCCGAUGUUUCUCGAAACUAUGUAUCGCAGUCCAGCGGGAACCUUUCCAGGAUUUCCUAGCGCACCACCACCUCCAGGCGGAGCUACCCCAGAAUCUAGGCUGAUACCUCCACUUCCACCCUUUGCUCCACCGCGCGGGCUUCCUUUUUUAGGCUCGCUUAUGAACGGGCUCAGCGGCGCUAGGCCAGGAGCAGGAUUCGACCUGCUUGCCCGGCCGCCGCUGAGUGCGUUCCCUGGUGUGAAACCGUUCCAAGAAGCCGUGAUGUCGCCCCAUCAUCAUCAUCAUCAUCACCAUCAUCAUCACGUCCACGGCAAGAUGAAGGAUCGAUACUCCUGUAAAUUUUGUGGCAAAGUGUUCCCCCGCUCGGCCAAUUUAACAAGGCAUCUGAGGACUCAUACCGGUGAGCAACCGUACAAGUGCAAGUACUGUGAGAGGUCUUUCAGCAUCUCGAGCAAUCUGCAGAGACAUGUUAGAAACAUCCAUGACAAGCAACGACCGUUCAAGUGCCCGCUUUGCGAAAGAUGUUUCGGACAGCAGACCAAUCUGGACAGACAUCUGAAAAAGCACGAGGCCGAUGACGGUAGCGGAGUGGUAUCAGUCGCCGACUCGCCUGGGAGCAGCAACGAGAACGAGCGGGAGGACACCUACUUCGACGAGAUCAGGUCCUUCAUGGGCAAGGUCACUUAUGGCAGUGAGAGUGGCUACGGGUCAUUGCCGCAUCAUCCAGCCUAUAUUCCCAAUCGCUUGCACGAGAUAAACGAGUCUAAGAUGGAGGUCGAAUAUGACGAAGACGAGGACAGCGAAGAAGGUGUGUCCCCUUUGGAGGAGACAGACGGACUAUCGCCGAUCGAGGUCAAGGAAUCCCCAUCGCCCUCGCAGUAUGACCUGAAGCUGAGAGAAAAGCAGGAGAUGCUCAAUAAUAAUACCGCCGAACCGGUGAUCGAGAUUUCGACAUAGCCCAGAAGUCAGUCAGGGUGAUCUACGCGGUCGCUUCGAAAGACGAGGAGUACCCGUUUUUAUUAAUGUACAGAACUAUUGUGGGAUAUACGUUCGUCUUAGAACUCUCGAUUGUAACGGCGUUUCUUCGGAAAUAUCACGUCAAUGCAAGAUUACUUAGCUUAGAACGAUCCGCGUAUCUCGACUUUGCAGAAUAUCAACCAUUUGCUUCUACAAAGCGAACAAUUCUCGAGUAUAAUCGGGUUAUUCUCCGUGAUCAUAUUGUGACGCGAUACCGUAAAUGAAAGACAGCUUAUAAUGAUAAUUAUAAUUACACAUUGAUAUAUCCUUACCGGAAUUUUUCAGAAGGAAUUUAGUAAACCCCAUUAUACUUGUAAAACAGGUGCUCUGUAAAAAAAAAAAAAAACGUAAAGAAGUCGACGAACAGAAAAGUCCUCAAAGAUCCUUGUUACGCUAUCCUUUUUUUACACUUCAUAUUUGUUUGCACUGGAAAAAUGUAUUGUAAAAAUCAACGAAUGGACCAUUUAGUCCCCUUCUUACACAUGCAUGUCACAAACUCUUCUAUAGUCUAGUUAAUAUAGUUUCUACAGACUCGUUAUAAAUGUAAACGCGCACGAAAUUCAAUAUUAUCCCAAUUCCACCUCUCUUUGUCCUUAGCAACGAUUAGACGAAGCGCGUAUCCCAGUAAUAUUAUUUAUUGCUAUUAUUAUAAAUAUAUAAAGUUAAUUUAUCGUUAUUAUUGCACUGUCGCUUGGCAAAAGGAUCGUACGUCAUAAGCGAGAACAAUCAAAGCGUCUCUGCGAAGCUCUGUGAAUUGUUAAAUGGCUUGCGAUGUGUAUUUAUCUCGACCUAAUUACCGAUGUUUUUAAAUCUUAAAAUACCUAUAUAUGU